AUGGAGCCCGCGGCGGCCGGGCGCGCGGAGAAGACCUUCAGCUACGUGGUCAGGGCCCCCGGCGGGGACGGCGGGGACGUAGUGAACGUGGACGUGAAGAUCGACACGGCCUGGGUCUUCCGGGAUGCGGAGGACAGCGCCGAGGAGGACAGCGGCGCUGAGGACAGCGGCGAGGAGCAGGGACGCCUCCCGGGAGGAGCGGCCCCCGGGAGCCCCGACGUGGACACGGACGCGGGGACGCUCCAGAGGCAGCUGGAGGCCUCGGAGCAGAAGCUGCUGGCGGCAGUGGACAAGUACGUGAGGUCGGAGUCGGGGCUCAGGAGCAGAAUCCAGGAGCUGGAGCGGUCGGAGCGGAGGCUCCUGCGGAAGGUGGACCAGCUGAGCGCCCGCGUGUGCCAGGAGAGGAGCGCCUCCCUGCGGGCCCAGGAGCAGCUGCAGGCGCUGCAGGGCGAGCUCGCCUGCCAGGUGCUGGAGCAGGAGCGCGCGGCGCGGCGGCAGCGGCGGCUGCGGGAGCGGCUGCGGGAGCGGCUGCGGGAGGCGGACGAGGCGCUGGGGCGCUGCCGGCGGGCGCAGCGGCGCGAGCUGGGCCUGGCGCGCGAGCAGGAGCGGGCGCUGCGGGCGCAGGUGCAGCGGCUGCAGCGGGACGUGCGGCGCCUGUGCCGCGCCGCGGGCCUCCUGCUGGCCGAGCUGGACGCGCCGGCCCCGGGCAGCGCCCCGGCCCCGGGCAGCACCCCGCCCCCGGGCAGCGCCCCGCCCCCGGGCAGCGCCCCGCCCUCGGGCCCCGCCGGCCCCCAGCGCGGCCCCGAGGACCCGGAGGACCCGGAGGACCCCGAUGACCCCGAGGACGCCGCGGAGCUGCGCGCCCUGCGGGCCAGGGCGGAGCGCGGCGAGCGGGAGCGGGACGAGGCGGCGAGCCGGCUGCGGGCGCAGCUGGAGGACCUGCGCUGCUGCCUGUACGGCCUGCGGCUGUCGGAGAUCGGCCUGCAGAGCCAGGUGGACCACCUCGCCGAGCAGCACCGGCGCCUGCGCGAGGAGCUGGCGGCCCAGGCCCCGGGCGAGCGCGUGCGCAGCGCGCCCCCUGCUGGCCACGGGAGCCUGGACGCCUGGGGCGGUGCCCGGGACGAGUGGCUGCUCCUGCCCUGUGAGGAGGCGCCGGAGGCCCGCGGACGCCCAGGUGGGCAGACACCGCCCCACCCCGACGGGGCCCCGGGACCGUGUGCCUCCGCAGGCCAGCUGGCCGAGGCGCCCUGCGGCCUGGGUUGUGUCGAGGCUGGGCGAGGCCCCUCGGAGCUGGUGCCCGGCCUGGAGACUGCAGCCUGGCUCCUGGCAGAGCUGGUGGCUCCUGACCACGGACGGCCCGCUCCGGCUGAGCCCGCCCUGCACGAACAGACACUCCUCCUGCUCUGUGGCUGCUCCUCGGGGCAGAAUGCCGACGCCUCCCCUCUCCCCACGGAGCUGGCCUGGGUCUCCGCGCAGAGGCCAGCGGCCGCCGCGGCCCAGGAGUCCCUCCUACUGCAGACGGCCGUGCUCCCGCCCUGGGGGCCCGCCGGGGGCCCCGCCGCCCUGCUGCUCCAGGCCGUGUUCACAGAGGCCCAGACCCAGCAGGGGCUGGACGCGGGGCCCCUGCCUGCGCCCCGAGCCGUGGGACAGUCUUGCUGGAACCACCCCCUGGCAAGGAGCCACGGGGAUGGGAUCCCAACAGGGGAUCGGAGCGGCCCGAGGGAGGAGGAGGCAGGGGGAGCCGCGGAGUGGAGAGCGGCGGAGGCGUGGGCGGCGGGCAGCACGUGGGGCGGGAAGGAGGACGACCUGGGGGACAGGUGCCAGCGGCGUCAUGAGGGCCAGGAGGACCCCAGCGUGGAGGACAGGGAGGACGGGGAGGACGGUGCUGGCGCCCUGGGAGGCCUGCAGAACACACGGAGGGCUUCCGGGCCCCCGGCCGCCUCCUGCCCUCCGCCCGGGUGGGAGCUCCCCGCUCCUCUGCCUCAGGAGGAGGCCGCCACGGCCACCCAGGGCCUCUCGUCCCUGGGCAGCAGGUGGCGGGCAGAAGGGCACAUGUGGGGCCUCCUGGGAGGGUUUCCAUUGGAGGAGGAGGAGGAGGAGGAGGAGGAGGAAGAGGAGGAGGAGGAGGAGGAAAAGACCUCCGCAGCCCCCUCCUCCAGGGCUCACAGUGCCAAAGGGCCGUCUCCACCCGGCGCUCAGCUCCCCUCGGGGGACGGGGCCCCCAGGAGCCCCCAGGGCCACGAGGACAGCCCCCCGUGGGCUGUGACUGCGCUCCUGCUGCUGGAAGAAGGCCCUGGGGAUGGGGGACCCGGCCAGGAGGAGGAGCUGCUGUGUCUGGAAGGACCCAGCGCGGGCGCCGCCGAGGAAAGGGAGGCGGAGGGAACCCUCUUCCUACCGGGAGAGGGCAGAUUGCUGCCGCCGCCUCCUGCGUGGGCCUCCUCCCCGGAGGGCGCCCCACCCGCCAGGCCCCCCAGGCCCCCCACGCCCCCGAGGCCCCCACGCGGACAGGCCGGGCCUGUGCUCACCAUAGACGCCUUCGCCGAGGAGAUGGAGGCCUGCUUCCAGCAGCUGUGGGCGCUGAGGCGGGGGUGCCAGGCGGCCCCCGGGGCCGGGGAGGACACGGGCUCUGCCGGGAGACGGGGCGGGGGCCCGGAGCCUGCCGAGGGUUUGGACACGUGUCCCGUGGAGGAAGCAGGCCCCUCGGAGGGUCGUGAAGACGUGAGGCCAGGAGAGGCCGAGGCCCCGGGCCCCGGGCUCGCUUUCCCAGGGGCGGGCCUCGGUUCCGGGGACCCGCGCCCCGGCCCAGGGGGGCCCUCGGAGCUGGGCCCGAGCCCCCGCCCGCCCCCCAGAGCCCUGGAGCGCGCCAGGAGGCGGUUCCGCCAGCUGGUGUCAGGGCUGAAGGAGGAGAGGCGCCGCGUCCUGCAGGACAACGCCCGGCUGCGGCGGGACGGGGAGCGCGGCCGCGGGACGAUCCGGGCGCUGCGGGCGCAGAGCGAGCGGCAGGCAGGCAGGGCCCGGGCGCUGGAGCGGGACCUGGGGGCGCUGCGGGGCGAGCUGUCCCGCCUGCGCGGGGAGCAGGCCCAGUACCUGCAGCUCCUCGCCGACCUGGAGGACUGCAACGCCCGGAGCUACAGCCGCCUCUCCGAGCUGGAGGAGGAGAACGAGGGCCUGCGGCGGGGCCUGGGCCGGCUGCAGGCCGCCGUGGCCGCGGGCGCCGGGCACGGCCGGGGCCUCGCCGGGGACGCCGCCCGGGAGAACCGGGAGCUCAAGGCGCUGAUCUCAGAGCUGGGGCUGGGCUACAGGGAGCUGGUCAGGGACGUGGUGCUGGGGAUCCAGGACAUGGUCCGGGCCCUUCGCGGGGAGAACGCCCACCUGCUGCACCGGGUCCGGGCCCUGGAGAGGGGGGGCGCCCUGCGGGGGAGCGCGGGCGCGGGGCACCCGGGGGGAGCAGAGCAGUGCCCCCGGGGGAGAAGCCAGGUGGGCGCCGUGGACCAGGUGGGGACGGUGGACCAAGUGGGCGCCGUGGGCCAGGUGGGGACGGUGGACCAGGUGGGGACGGUGGACCAGGUGGGCGCCGUGGGCCAGGUGGGUGCCGUGGGCCAGGUGGGGACGGUGGACCAGGUGGGCGCCGUGGGCCAGGUGGGCGCUGUGGGCCAGGUGGGCGCCGUGGGCCAGGUGGGCGCCAUGGGCCAGGUGGGCGCCAUGGGCCAGGUGGGCGCCGUGGGCCAGGUGGGCGCUGUGGGCCAGGUGGGCGCUGUGGACAAGGCAGUGCAGGCCGGUCCGCCCUCAGAGCCGCUGACAGCGGGAGCCCCUGGGCCGCCCUGGGAGGAGGACACAGAUCAGCCCGGAGAAAGGAGGAUGGGCCCUUCCUCGGGCACAGAGCGUCCCGGGCGCGGAGCCGAGGCGGCCACUCCCUCGCUGGCCGGGAGGGCGGGGGUGCCCGGAGCCCUGCCAGGAGACGUCCGCGGGAUGGGAGCGCAGGAGGCCCAGGCGGGGAGAGAGGAGACUGGACCGCGGCGUUCUGCAGGCCCGGGGCCCGCGCUGGCGCCCCCGGGUGGUGGCCACCAGCCCCCGGACGCUGAGGCCGAGACCCCCGAGGAGGCCCUCUGGCUGCGUGUCCGGCGGCUCCACCACCAGGUGCUCACCCUGCAGUGCCAGCUCCGGGACCAGGCGUCUGCGGGCCGGCAGCUGCAGGCGGCCCGGGACCAGGCCCUCCGACACCGGGACCAGCUCCAGGGCCAGGUGGACGAACUUCAGAGACAGCAGCACGAGGCCACCUUGGCCGUGACCCCUCUGAAGGCCAAGCUGGCCUCCCUGGUCCAGAAGUGCCGGGACCGGAACCGGCUGCUCACACACCUGCUGGGGGAGCUGAGCCGCCACGGACCAGCCGACCGCCUGCUCUGCCAGACGGUGCGCAGCCUGGUGGACGACGUGGCGCUGGCCGAGUACACGGCCGCCUUCCUGCCGCCCGGGGCCCCAGAGACCAGCCGCCACCCUGCCGUGGAGCCGGAGAUGCCAGCAGCUGCGACAGCUCAGAGCGCUCUCCUGAGUCCUGGCGUGGACAGCGCCCUCCCAGGACCGUGGUGUCCCGAGCCCUGGCCGGUGACGGAGGCGGAGUGGCCAGCACAGACAGCACGACUGGAUCUUCCGGAGCCUCCCCUGCCUCCGGGGCCGGCGCCUGAUCCUGGACCUCGCCCGGCCGUGGCCACGGAGGCGUCGGGACUCCCUGCGCAGCGUCUGCUGGACAGAGGCGGCGUGUCCUGCCCGGGCCCCCAGGCCGCCGGCCCCCCGCCCUCCGAGCUGCGGAGCCCCGCCAGGAUCCUGGCCUUCCACCAGGAGCUCAGCCGGAGCGUCCGCGGCGGCAGCCGCCGGGUCACUGAGUCCCCGCUGGAGCUGUGA
Messenger RNA from Pipistrellus nathusii (Nathusius's pipistrelle), 4899 nucleotides. The record is from the annotation of a GenBank genome assembly. NCBI's taxonomy places the organism in Eukaryota, Metazoa, Chordata, Mammalia, Chiroptera, Vespertilionidae.